CUUUGCAUAGCUUAUUAGUGCUAAUUGAAAAAAUGCAAUCCAUUUUGUCUGGCGACGCCAUCACUAAUGAAACUUUGGCGGCAAUGUCAAAGUACACAGGCAAAGAAACAGGCCAAAAAGAGAGGGCGCAACAUGCUUUGGAUACCAUGAAUGAAGAUAAAAAGUACAAAGCAUUAGAGUUUGUGAACGAACUGAAGAAGGAAUAUGGUACCGGGGCCUCCACACUUUGCCUAUUUUACAAUGCUACUGGAGAUGCCAUAAACUUUAUAGAAAAACAUGACUGGUAUGGGCACAGUUACAAGUACCCAUAUCCACCGGAACUUGGAAAUGGCCAAUGGGGUGCAUUCCUGCAUGUCCAUCAAGGUGGAUCUGCUACUGGAGCCAUCGGAGCUAUUGUGUAUCGUGGCAAAAAUUGCGACGGAAAUGACACUGAUUGGAUGCAGGCAUGGUACAAUCCAUGGGCCGGAACCAAUCGGGCUUAUACUGAAGUCCAUGAAGCUGGGUAUUUUACCGAAGGUGUUUGGGAUGGAAUCUAUGAUAAACUAAGCAACACAUCAGCCAAUAACGAUUACCAAGGUAAUGGAGGCCAGUCAGGUGUUGGAAUUGGGAAUGACACUUCACCCUAUUUUGAUGGAGUGAUGACUUUGGAAGGUCUGGUAAUCCCUAAAUCUAAAUAAACUAGAUGAUUGUGGGUUACAGUAAAGCUCGGAGCCAGGCUAUAGCUAGCCAUUCCUCAUGGUCUAUGUAUAUAUGUGUGUAUUGAAGAAUGUUUAAAGAAUAAGGCUCGUCAUGUGCACGCAUGAAGGAAUGUUUCUUUGUACUUUAUGAUAUCCUAUGUAUCUUAUGGUUUGCCACCAAUAAAUUAA
Ziziphus jujuba (common jujube) is the source of this 866-nucleotide messenger RNA. Its product is annotated as 23 kDa jasmonate-induced protein. The coding region runs from base 33 to 677 and encodes 214 amino acids. The record is from RefSeq and is a predicted model, not a curated record. NCBI's taxonomy places the organism in Eukaryota, Viridiplantae, Streptophyta, Magnoliopsida, Rosales, Rhamnaceae. The transcript is spliced from 2 exons.